AUGUCCGAGAAGUUGAAUAUCGAAUCACCCAGCUUUGUCCCUGAGCACAAGAAAGGUGGCAGAAGAGGUACAGCAAAUAAACAAGCUGAUACUGACAAGGGUAGUAACAAGAGAAAACCAAAAAGAAAUAACAACAGGCAUCUUCCAAGGGCUAAAACUGCCUCAAGUCCGGGGGAUCUGGAAUGGAACAUUCAAGAUGAGCUUGCCAAUGGGAACUACAAGCUAAAUGGAAAGAAGACAAAGAUAUCUAUCAACCAUCUACUUGACUUCCAGCUCCCCGAGAUCGAAGCUCCCAAACCCUUGAGCAGGAACCCUGCAGAUCGAAGAAGAAGACGCCAUAGCGAUAACCAUGAUAGGGUGUUCCUUCAUGGUGAUUCUUUCGUAAAUGCCAAUUACAAGUUCAUAGUGGAUGAUAAAGGAUCUUAUGAAGCUCAGUCUAAUGAUCCCAAUGUCCCCUUGGAGACAGAGUCAAUUAGAAGAGUUGUCAUGCCGAAAGGUCAAAGUUGUCCAAUAUGCUUGACAGAUGACUUAAUAUCUCCACGUAUGGUAAUUUGUGGUCAUGUAUUUUGUCAAACAUGUUUACUUGAACUUUUUAAGAAUGAUCCUAUUGUAAGCAAGGGCGAAGAAAGUACCCUUGCUAGAAUGAAGAGGAAAGAGUUACGCGAAUGUCCGCUUUGCAGUAGUAUAAUCAAGAAAAGCAAUGUCAAACCUGUCUUACUCACAGAAGAAGAUUCAAAAGCAAAUACUCCAACUAUAGGAUCCGAAGUUGAAUUACAACUAAUUUGUAGACCUCAUGGAUCACUAUUGCCCCUACCAGUAACUUUAAAUAUCGAUCCAUUGACUAUCGGUAAUUUUCCUUCUGUGAAUAUGAAAGAAUUGGUUGAAUAUUCAAGAAUUAUGAAAUGUAGCAACCAAUAUGCAAUAGAUUUAUUGGAGCAGGAUAAUUUACAAAUCUUCACACAAUUAGAAGUCGAUAAGGCUUUAUAUCAUGAUAACGGAAGACUUGCCCAAAUGGCUAUUGACGAAAAUUUAGCAUUAAUUGAAAGUUUGAAAAAUACCGAUAAGGAAAAUGAAGUUCCUGACAUUAUGGGGCUUACUUUAGAUGCUCACCAAGGAAUAGAGAAAUAUACUGAUGAUUCAGCAUUUUUUUAUUAUGAAACUGGAUUCAGCUCUAGCACAAAAUUCUACCUUUCACCUCUAGACAUUAAGGUAUUGAAAAACGCAUUCCCACAUUAUCAUGAGUUCCCUCCCGUGCUUAAGGUCAAAGUGGAAGAUAUUCAUUAUGGAUCAAUGGUGACGGAAACAACCAUAUCCAAAUUUAAAUACUUCUCACACCUCCCAAUCGGGACUGAACUAGCAUUCAUUGAUCUUGACUGGCGCAAUGAGGACACAAUUCCGAAAGCCGUUUACAAUAAAUUUGCAGCGGAGUUAAAGCAGAGACACAGGAAAGCCAUGGCAAGAAGAAGCAAGGAGGAUAAAGAUAAGCUUUUGUACCAGGAGCGUUUGGAACAAGAGCAGUUGGAAUUUUACCAACGGGAGAACAAUGAUAUUUUCUCAUCCAUCCAACCUGCACAAACAUAUUUCCCUUCGAAAAAACCUUCGAAACCAGAGACAAUUAGCCAACACACACCAUCUUCGUUAAAUGACAAAAAGCAAGGCGAAUUGUCAUUAGACGAUCAUCCUUCUAAGCCAAAACUCAAGGAACGUACUGUAUGGGGUACGCAAAUCGUCGUGACAGAUCAAAAUACUAUUGAAGAAGAUCUUGAAUUUGAAAGAAUGCUACUUGAAGCAUCCCAAUCGAAGAAGAAUCGCUCCAAAAAGAAGGGUAAAACUCUCCUAUUGAGCAAUUCAUCUACCAGAGCAUUGUAG
Molecule: messenger RNA, 1869 nt
Organism: Kluyveromyces marxianus DMKU3-1042
Lineage: Eukaryota; Fungi; Ascomycota; Saccharomycetes; Saccharomycetales; Saccharomycetaceae
Gene: MAG2
Product: RING-type E3 ubiquitin transferase MAG2
Exons: 1
Coding region: 1-1869 (622 amino acids)
Biological process (GO): positive regulation of transcription by RNA polymerase II
Molecular function (GO): transcription cis-regulatory region binding
Source: RefSeq, a predicted model, not a curated record